AUGCAACUGGACCCUGGUUACCGAAGCAUCAUCGACUUUUGGUCUGGAAACAAAGUGAAGAAUACCCGCCUGUCGCAAUCUACACGCACCAUCAUGGCAAAUACUAUCACAAAACAAUACACCCGCCUGCUCGCCCUCUGGCCAAAGGACGCUUUGCGCCCCAAUCUUCCAUUCACACGCGCAAUCGAGCAUCAUGGUAAACCAUUCGGCCUACAACCCAUAACUCCCGUCCCCGAAGAAGGCGCAAAACCACAGUCUCCCGCACCUACAACACCUGCCGCAUCGGCACCACCUGCGAAUCCCAAGCUCGAGCAAGGCCAAGUAAACGCAUUGUUCUCGUUACUGGAGAACCGGUAUAGCACUAAAUAUGCCCUAUCGCCGGGCGUACUAAAGCCAACGUCUGCGCCGGAGCACUACACAAGGUUGAUGGAGGAGAUUGAGCGGGCGCCCAAAAAGACGUGGUGGGAGGCCAAGCUAGACCAGUGGAAAAUGAAGAUUCGAUGGUCAUGA
Molecule: messenger RNA, 510 nt
Organism: Alternaria atra
Lineage: Eukaryota; Fungi; Ascomycota; Dothideomycetes; Pleosporales; Pleosporaceae
Exons: 2
Coding region: 1-510 (169 amino acids)
Biological process (GO): mitochondrial respiratory chain complex III assembly
Cellular component (GO): mitochondrion; Cbp3p-Cbp6 complex
Molecular function (GO): ribosome binding
Source: RefSeq, a predicted model, not a curated record